Alosa sapidissima (American shad) is the source of this 680-nucleotide messenger RNA. It is a transcript of the gene morn5, whose product is annotated as MORN repeat containing 5. Lineage: Eukaryota; Metazoa; Chordata; Actinopteri; Clupeiformes; Clupeidae. The record is from RefSeq and is a predicted model, not a curated record. The coding region runs from base 40 to 603 and encodes 187 amino acids. The transcript has 5 exons.
GCAACAUGCGUUUGCCCUCUUUAACGUGAUGACGUUUCCAUGGAAACUGGUGGGCAUCAACAACUCAGGCGAAGUAUGGAGUUGACAGGUAGCAGCUACAGUGGAACUUACAAGAAUGGCAGGAUGGAAGGAGAAGGAGAGUAUACUUUCCCCACUGAAACAAGAUAUGUUGGACAGAUGAAAGAUGGAAUGUUUCAUGGCAAAGGUGUGCUCUAUUUUCCAAAUGGAAGUAAAUAUGAGGGAACAUGGGACAAUGGACGGUCCAAGGAGGGAAAAUAUACUUUCUUGGAUGGAUUGGAGUAUGAGGAGGAUGACUGGGACUUCUGUGAUGGCUAUGACAGACGCUUCUAUACUGAGAGGUGCAAUGGGCUGAAACCUGCAGGAGAGUCCCAACUGACCAACCUGGUACCCCCACAAGUGAUCCCUGAUGGCUGCUAUGACUGUGGAGACGGUUUCUAUGAUCCCAAAACCAGAGUUGUGACAGAUUAUCACCAUAAUUUCCUCAGGAAUGCAGAUGACGAAGAACACGAGUGGAUUGUGCGCACUUGUCGGAAGAGCUGGGAUGAGAUCGUUGGAGCAAAGAACUACAAGUCUGAUCUCUAAUAAACAAGGACUUUGACACUUAGCUUGAUAAACGGACAAUUAUUUAAUCUAAUAAACUGAAGAAUUUCCAAAAACAA